UCAAACUCCCGGAAGCAGCCUCAGCGCGGCGCCGGGUUCGAACGGGGUGCGGCAUUGCUCUUGUAGCCGCGUUGUCAAGAGGCUCUCCAAGGCAAACGGAGCCCAUCUCCGGCCCCUUCCAACUGUGGGAGCUCCGAGGCAUCUUGGCAGCGGAAACUGAUCUGCCUCUUUCCUGUUACGUGACAGGCAGGCUGCCAUCAGAUCUUGGGGAGCUUAAAAAAAACCUAAACAUGACAUCCAAAGCCACCAGUGAGACUAAUUUCAUCAAGUGGAAGCUAAAAUCUGGAGAUUCCAAAUCUGACACUGAGUUGCAGAUAUAUAAGAAAGAGAAUGCAGCCCUGAAAAAAUCUCUGGAAGAAAUCAUUAAGGGCAAAGGCAAAAUGACAUCUGAAGAAAAAAAAAGGCUCCUAGAGAAAAUACUUGCCCUUGAAACAGAAAAUGAAAAACACAAGAGCGUUCUUGGGGAGAAAGAUAAAGAAAUCCGACACCUAAAAGAUGAGCUGAAGAAAAGAAGCAAAAGUGGAGAUCUUGCCAAUCUGCAUAACCAACUGGAAGAGAAAAACAUUCAAGUUGCAAAAAGGGAACAGCUGCUGACUUCUGUCUUGGAAGAGGUGGAGCGUCUGAAAAACGAGUUAGCUACAAAGUGUGCAGAGCUCGAAAACAGAGCCGGAGCUGUUCAGGUUUCCCAGGAAACUGGACAACAAAGAAAUGUGAAUGAAGUUGAAAUCCAACUCAAAGAUGCCCUGGAGAAAAACCACCAAUGGCUGAUAUAUGACCAGCAAAGGGAGACCUAUGUUCAGGGCCUCUUGGGAAGGAUCUUUGAACUGGAACAGCAGAUUAGAACUACUCACCAACAGGAAGUCAAAGAAACCCAGACAGAAGAACAGCAGAUGCAUUACAUACAGCAGUUGGCAGCUGCCCGAAAUGAUGUCGAGAUAGAAAGGCUUGCUGUAGCCCAGUUGCAUUCUGAGCUUGAUGCAUUCAAAAAGAGGCAUGAUGAAACCCAGCAAGAGAUGGCACACUUAAACGUGAUGAAGGUGGAACAGCAAGCCAACAUGCAGACUCUCCAGGAUGAAAACCACUCCAAAGGAGAGAUAAUACAGAGGCUUACUGAUGAAAACAAACUAGCCAGAGAAAAGCUUGAAGAAGAAAGGAAAAGGACUGAAGCGCUUGUCUCUCAGGUUGAAUUGCUUCACAGAGCUCUCUUAAGGCAGCAAGAGGAGAAUGACAGGAUAGCAGCUUUGGAACAGCAGGUCCAGGCAUGUACGUUAGACUUUGAGAAUGAAAAGGUUGAUCGCCAGAACUUGCAACAUCAAGUGCAUAAGCUCCUUAAGAAGCUGCACAAGGCAAGAGAGCAGAGCACACGACUUGAGCCCAUGAAGCUCCCAGAACCUACGCGUAUAGAAGUCCUGCAUAAUUUCCAGGCUGCCUUCGAAGACAAGAUGGUAAUACAAGAAGAGCAUUCUUCACCUACCAAUCUUCAUGAUGAAAGUUUCUUGGAAUGCCCUAAAUGUAAAGCACUCUAUCCUACAAGCCAACACAGGGAGUUAUUAGUCCACAUUGAUUUCUGUGCAGUUUAAAUAACGGCUUACAGUUUACAAAGGACUGCUGUUUUACAUAUGAAAUAAAACACUGUACAAAACAUGGUUUUAAUUAAUAAAACCAAUCUUAGCAAUGAUCCUGAAGGCAGCAAAAAAAUGUUUCUGUUUUAGACCUAUUCUAAACUACUGAGUGUAUUUGCACUGUGUACAGACCUGUAGAAAAGUUUUAGCUGACUUGUCUUAUUUUGCAUGGCUUUCUAAUUGUUCAGGAAAAAAAUUGCCAGACAUGUCUAUUGCAAUCUGAGAAUAUACCUAGUUUUAUAUGAUUAGAAUAAUAUAUAACUGCUUUGACCUGCCUCCAAAGUGCUUUUCACAAUGUUAGUGUCUUGAGACCUUCAAGCAUUUGCUGGAAGAAAGAAAUGUGUCAGUUCUGAUUGCUGUGGAGGGAGUGUAGUGCAGAAUGGGUUCUGACAGGCAAAGCAGAAAACAUAGGGAGCAGUCCAUUUUUCAACUUCCAUUAAAUGCUUUUUGCAUGUGUGGGGAAAGAAACAGUGAACUCAAAUGUGAAUGCAUCAGGAUACUUCUUGUUUUUGUUGUUGUCUUUAAAAACACACACACACACUCUCCACUCUUAGCAUUCUGGUAUCCCCAGAUAAAAGCAAGGGAUGUAAUACCUGUUUUAAAAAAAUGAUUUACUUAUCAGCAAUAAAAUAAAAUCAGCGUUACCAGUUUGUCUACCCAUGA
Sphaerodactylus townsendi is the source of this 2285-nucleotide messenger RNA. It is a transcript of the gene CEP55, whose product is annotated as centrosomal protein 55. The transcript is spliced from 10 exons. Bases 231 to 1580 code for a protein of 449 amino acids. The record is from RefSeq and is a predicted model, not a curated record. Gene Ontology annotation, biological process: regulation of phosphatidylinositol 3-kinase/protein kinase B signal transduction; mitotic cytokinesis. NCBI's taxonomy places the organism in Eukaryota, Metazoa, Chordata, Lepidosauria, Squamata, Sphaerodactylidae.